Molecule: messenger RNA, 427 nt
Organism: Anisakis simplex (herring worm)
Lineage: Eukaryota; Metazoa; Nematoda; Chromadorea; Rhabditida; Anisakidae
Source: the annotation of a GenBank genome assembly
AGAUAUGAUAUUGGCAUCAUUGGUGGAUGGUACCCGAGCUUCGGGCAAUCACGAGGUGUUCGUUGUGGGGCAUAAAUUGGAUCGAGCCUUUCGAAUAUUACCGUAUGGCUUUCUACUGGAUGAGGACAGUGAAGCACAGUGCAUGAAACAUGUCAUCGCGCCACCUCCCGGUCUGAAACGAUACGAUCUCAUCAGACGUUUCAAUGCGAACAUCCCUUAUAAUGGACUAACCUAUUCAGUGGCCCAAGAGGGUUUUUUUACGGAGAAUAAAGGAAAACUGAUCGUUGGCUGCUUGGAAUCGGUUCUGAACGAAACGUAUCCGCCGGAAGGUGACUUGUUCUCAACGGCAAAGUGUGAAGCACAAUUGCAGUGUUUGCAUCGAUUAUUUGCCUCAAAGAGUGGAUUUCAAGCAUUCACUGCAGUUCCA